AGAUACAUCGUAUCCCAUUGCUCUAAACUGCGUCCCACCACACCAUCUCCUCUUGGGCGAAGAAGCGACGGGUUCCUCCUCUCUCCUUCGAGCCAGGGUUAGGGUUUUUUUUUUCCCACCUUGAUCUCUCUUCUUGGAGGAUUUUGAUCGGCUUGGAAGUUGGAAGGGUGAGGGGGAGGAGAGGAUGCCGCAGCGGCACUCGAAGAACAACAACGACCUCGCGUUCUUCACAUAUGAAGAGAAGCGGAAGCUCGGGUACGGGACGCAGCGAGAGGGCCUUGGGAAGGACUCGAUCAAGCCCUUCGAUUCCUGCUGCCUCUGCCUCAAGCCCUUCAUCGACCCCCUCUGCUGUCAGAAGGGCCACGUCUUCUGCAAGGAAUGCAUCCUCGAGUGCCUGCUUCCCCAGAAGAAGGACAUCAAGAGGAAGCUGGCUGCCCCUGCUGCUCAGCAGAAGCAAGAGAAAGAGGAGGAAGAGGAGAAGUUGAUGUUGCAGAAAGCUCGAGAGCUUGAUGCUUUCGAUCAACAAAAUCAUGGAGCUGUACCCCAGUACAGCGACAGGAGUCAUGCACGCGGCAAAAAUGGUUUCCAUGGGGUUAACAGUGUGAAGGUAACCUCCUAUGAAGAGGAAGCCCUUCGAAACAUGAAAGCCUUUUGGCUUCCAUCUGCUACCCCCGAAGCACCUGUCAAGGCAGAAAUGGCUCUCUCUUUCCUCGUAUUAGGACUACAGAUCUUAAUAAUAAUAGAUAGAAGAUUAGAUACAAGACGUGAGUUACUCCGCAGAUGAUGCAUGGGCAGGCUAGUAAUUAAACCCUUACUAGUGAAACGGAAGUAUUUUGACUCCAUCAUCCUACUUUGGGCUCCACUAUAGUUUCUUGAUGUCAAAAACCUGAAAUUCUCUCGCUGUCU
Molecule: messenger RNA, 906 nt
Organism: Elaeis guineensis (African oil palm)
Lineage: Eukaryota; Viridiplantae; Streptophyta; Magnoliopsida; Arecales; Arecaceae
Product: E3 ubiquitin-protein ligase CSU1
Cellular component (GO): nucleus
Molecular function (GO): ubiquitin protein ligase activity
Source: RefSeq, a predicted model, not a curated record